This is a messenger RNA of Paramuricea clavata, 9027 nucleotides long. NCBI's taxonomy places the organism in Eukaryota, Metazoa, Cnidaria, Anthozoa, Malacalcyonacea, Plexauridae. The record is from the annotation of a GenBank genome assembly.
AUGGAAUCUCUAAAUUUCCUUCUAACAGUAUUUUUCCCUGCAAUUCGCAAGAUAACCAAAUGUAUUAUCAACGCGUGUAUGAUUCAGUAAUGUUUAUCCCUGUAUCGCAGUGUUUGCUACAGACAAAUUUAAUUGCCAAACCAGGGGACGGAUGGGAAAUAAAAUCAGAAUAAUAUGCGACAUUCUUCCCAUUAGACACAAAUGAUAACGUACGCACUUCCUGCGCAUGUCUAUAGAAUAAUAUUUGAGCGACUAAUUUUGUUUAUUGAAGACACCGCUCAUUCUAUCAUAACAAUGAUAAUAUUUUAGUGUCAUUUUUCACAGGGUGUGAUUUAACCGUGUGAGUAAAGUUUUAAAAAAAUACUAAACAUGAUUGUUUCGUAUAACAAGUACUUUUAUUUGGCUGUACAGAUUUUUUUUACUUGUACAUAUAUCCCUUUGUAUGCUGAAAAUGUUAUAAAUGUCCUUGAUGUUGAAAUAAGGUUGCCAAUCAAUCAAUCAAUGAAAUAAGGUUGCCAAUCAACGUUGAAUCCACGUUAAAGCAACGUUGAGAUUUGUUUACAAAUCGACGUCGUACAUUUAACCAUGAAUGAACGUUAAUUCAACGUUUGUUGGCUGCUGUUGAACCAAUGUUUGUAAAACAACGUCAGAGCAACGUAGAUAUUAGGUUGUCGACGUCGCAACCUUUCAGUUUUCUACCAAAUUUCAACAUUGAAGCAACGUCGUGUGCCCGGUGGGAUCCGCCAUCUUGAGCGCGUUUACAUGUUCAAUUGUACUAGAUGAAAAUGUUUUAAUGAAAAAUGGGGGGAAGGUUAAUUUGGAGUAAAAUGCGCUACUAAAAACUAAAAUAUCGGCCGUAUUGAAUUGUCACUGUUACCAUAUCACUGGCAGUGUCGUCAUUUUUAUAAAUUCUGCCAACUUUUAGAAUGCUCUUCCACAUAAAUCAUAUAAUUUUCGUUUCCUAGCAAGUAAUAAUACCUCAGAAAGUUCGAUCUAAAUAGUAAAUUUCCCAUGCAUAUCUCAAAAAUUGUGGCGAGCCACCUUUAUUUAGAAGAUCAACAAGAUUUGGGAAAGCACGCGCGGAAUAUGCAAAAUUACUUCCUUUCCGUUGGGGGAGUGUUGAUGUGUAAAUUAAAGUGUUUUUCUAAGGCUAUUAAUUGACGCGACGUGUGACUCCAUAAUCCGGCUGGCAAUGACGUAAGUCCUAGUGAGUUCAAGUUUUCAGUUUCAAAGACCCAAAGAGAGACGGCCUUGCUGUGAGUUGAAUUUAAAACACAAGAGCUUUUUAAGACGCGGUUGUCGAAUCGACAUCAAACAAGUGAAGACUUUUAGCAAUAGAAAAAACUCCUUCUGCACAGGUAAAAUUUCGAUUUUUAUUCUUCUUAAUAAUUGUAUACAUAUAGUUUAUAGUGUUUGUGUUUUAUUCGUAUAGCUUUGAUGCGCAGCGUGCGUUUAUUUCCUCGAGGUGUAACGAGUAUUUAAACGACUUGGUAUAUGGGCUAGUGCAAUUUGGUGACUUGUGUGGUACUAGAUUUAUUAAAUUUGACUAUAACCAUUAUAAAUAAAUGACGCGAAGUAACCGACUGAUUUUACAAUCCAUUGAGAUUAUCUUUUAAAGGUAGCGUUUAUCAUUUACAAUCGAUAACUGACAAAUCGUCGGGAGGCCAGGAAAAACCUUAUCCCGUGAGGAAUCUCGAUCGGGGGCUGUUGACUCGUGAACAGUAAUAAGAUAAGAAAAAUAAAAUAAAUUCUGCGUCAUGUCUUGUCAAUUCGAGAACUUGAGUUCCUGUUCAAACUCUUCAGACAAUAAUCCUAUGGCUAUGUUUAGCAUGUGUUAAAACCAAUGUAGGAUUCUUUGUGUUGUAUUGCGCACAGCAUGAUUAGGAAUUACAAUAUUCAGUGUCAACAGAAGCAUUCUUAAUUUUAUGAAAAUUUUAUCACGCUGCCGACAUUCCAUAACCAAUAAUUUGUCUGUCAGUCCGGAACCUUCUGGUACCCCCAGGGAAAUAUUAGGGGCGGACCAUUAGAAAUCCCGGGAGGGGGUGGGGGGUAUAAAAUGUUUGCGGCACGAAUUUUUUUUCAGUUUCAUGUCUCUGCAGGAUUUUUUUUAAUGCAUUUAACCUCUGCACGAAUUUUUUUUCAAGACUAUUUGUACUUUGCUGUUUGCUUGCACGAUUUUUUUUUCUCUGAGUUAAUGGCUGCACGAAUUUUUUUCCAGGCAUUUUUCUUUGCACGAAUUUUUUUGGGGGAAUUUUCACCCCCCCCCCCUCCCGGGAUUUCUAAUGGUCCGCCCCUUACUGAAUAUAGCCAUAUAAUAUGGAACUACUAUUGAAAGAUUUUGUAGAUUUCUCUGCCAGAGGCCCUAAACUGCAUGUUCAUGUCUGAUUUAAAUUAGUACUGUUAAUGCUAUCCUGCAGGUCAUUCCUGUGUUUUCUGUUGACUAAACUGGUCAUGAUUAAGAUCGGAUGCAUUGUUGAAUGCAACAGACAAAUCCUAUUAUAGACUAUUUUAAAACUAGGCAAGGAGAUGCAAAUAAAUCACAACAGCUAGAAAGAGCAUACCAAAAUGAGUAAAAUUAUACAAACUUUGGUUGCGAAAUAGUUGUAAAAUGCGGAAAAUAUAGCCUUGCAAACUUUGCAAAUUUUGUCAUACUUUUGUAUUGCGCCGGUGCGGAAAUUGCCAUAUACCAUUUUCGUCCCAAAUGUGGUAGCGAUUUCCGCACGCAAUACAAAAGUAUACAAAAUUUGCAAGGCUAUAUUUUCCGCAUUUUACAACAUUUCGCAUUUGUGUUUUAAAAUACCAAAAGGUCUAGUCAGCCGUUACUAAUUAGUAAAUAGAGCCUGCUACGCAGGCUACCGACCAUAAAAUUGGUUCCAAGACAAAUUGUCAAAAUUUUAGUCUAAUUCUUGAUAACUACUAACUGAUGGAGGCAUUAUUCCAGCUUUAGACGAAAUUUUGAUCUAGACAAGAUCGAAGAACCAAAUUAAAUCCAUUACCAUAGAAGUCAGUUGAAAUGAGUAUAAAAUUGCAAAGUUCAGUUGCCGCCGAAUUGUUGUAAAAUGAAGGAAAUAUAGCGCUGUGAAGUUCAAAAUUUUGUAUAUAUUUGACGUUACGGCGCGGGAAAAAUGAUCAUUUUUGAGCCGAAAGACGGAAAGUGGUUAUUUUUACCGCGCGUAAUACAAAUAUAUACAAAAGUUGCGAACUUCACAAGGCUAUAUAUUUUCUUCAUUUCAGUACGACAUUUAGCAAUCAAUCUUUGCAGUUUUACUCAUUCUAAGACGCUCUUUCUAGCUGUGCUGUUGGAUUUCGUUCUUGUUUGAUUGAUCAAAAUUUAGUUUAGGCCACAUAAAAAAAUUACUUGUUUAGCGUCCACCCAUUUUAAUUUUUCUAGGUCGGGCGGACGGAUUUUUUUUUUUUUUUCGUAAAAUGCAACACAAAAUUCUGCUAAAUGCAGGAAAUCCAGUAUAUUACCACAGUCAAAACUCACUUUAAUUCUUUCAAAAUCCGUUCAUGUUUUUUAACUUCCCGUUCAUGUUUUUAAUAAAACAGAAAAUUACCGUUUGGCGGUCACGCGCGAACACUUUAGCUGCGAACAGGCAUAUUCUGGGAAGGAAACUUUGUGUAAACGUAUUACAUAGCUCCCAGAAGAAUAAAAUCACCAUUUUUUCAAGUAAAACGGUCUUUUUAUAGAGAGUUUUUCCACUAAACUCGGACAAAUUUUUAAAAAAAAAUUGGAGGUCGGGGACUUUUAUCAGGUCGGGCGGGGACGCUAAACAAGUAAUUUUUUUUAUGUGGCCUUAUAGCUGGAAUCACUCAUUACUACAUUAGUCGCAUAAAAAUCUGAAACAUAUACUGUAGCUAUCGUAUUUCUGGGGGGACUCCCUGUAUAUAGCCAAACAUUUCUGAUGUUUUGAGCGACUCUUUUAAAUACCAAGUUAAUGAUUGCAUUAUACUAAUGUAAUAUCAUAGGAGGCAUCUCUUUAUAGUAACAAACACAACAUUUAUAACACAAUAAAUGAACAACUCAUAAACCAUGUCGUAAUUAUGAUGUAAAUUGAUGGGAUAAAAAAUUGCGUUUGACCUAGGUGCUGGGAUCUCACUGGUCACAGUGGGAUAAAAUUUUCCACAUAAAGGCUUCAUAUGGAUAUUUUGUACCGAUUUUGACCUAUAUUAAAAUAUACCGGGUGCCUCAGUUUUUCAGUUUCAUGUAACGUCAGCUAUAAAAGCUGUCGCAAUGAAAUAAAGAUCACUUAAUGCCAGAAGCAUUGUGUCAGCCUUGCAAAAGUACCUCUGGUAGACCAUAGCCUAAGAUGGCUGUGAAACUCAUUAGAAUAAUAAUAUAACUCAUUAUCUAUGUUAGGGGCCGAUUACAUGGAACAUUUUCAACCCCGGGGCUGAACUCAGCCCUGUUUACCGGGUUGAAAUUUCAGCCCUGUCUGUAAUACAAAACUCUAUCAAAAUCAAACGCCGAUUACAUGACAAAAUUUUCAACCCAGGGCUGAGUUCAACCCCGGGGUUGAAAUUUCAACCCAGGGCUGAAAUUAUCAUGAGUUAUUCGAGCAUACGUGGUAGUGAUUAUUUAUUACAAGAAAACAAAAUAAAGGCUUUUUUACUUCCGAGAAUCGAUGCCGAGAACGUAUAGUAUAGCGUUUCAACCCCGGGCUUGAAAUCGCCCAUGUAAUCGCAAAAAAAUUCAACCCGGUUAACAGGGCUGAGUUCAACCCCGGAGUUGAAAGUUGUCCAUGUAAUCGGCCCCGGCCCUUAGUCAACGUUUAUUUAUAAAUCUGGUCGUUUCACCGUCAUGUGUGCAUUGUAUUUUUACCAACUAACUAAACUUAGAUUUUGAUAUAGGCCUAUAACGUUUAAUUAAUUUACAUAUGGCAAUAUUGGGUAAAAUACAACCAAAAUAAAAAUAUUUAUUAUUUAACAAGUAUAUAACUACAUCGGUAAUUAUAAGGUUGUUUUAUGUUAUUUUUUGGCAUUAUUAAAGUAAUGACACUAUUAAAGUAAUAAUAGAAGAUGCAGUUUGCUUAAUUCCAACCAAAACGAUUUCGAAGUCCGCCAUGUUGGCAUAAUAAUGUCGAUCCAUACCGAGACUGGAUAUUAAUUAUAGGUGGGCUGAUUAAAAACAGUCAUCAUGAACAGAGAACUGAAAUAAUAUUUUACACACUCGCAACCAUUUGACUAACAAUAUCAGAGCCGCAAUAUCCAUUGAAAUAAUUUAUUUUGACUAAUAUAGGAGUUUGGCCAGCUUGGAAUGCUUAUAUAAUUAGAGGAAUUUCAGCCAGCUAUUAUACAAUUAAAAGUGCCAUUCUCAGCAGUUGCAAGGUUAAUAAUGUUUUUGCUAUAAUUACUCAUUGGCAUAGAUGAGAUAAUAUUCAUAUGUUAAAAUCCAGACAGCGUGGGCUAUUCAGCAUUUUAGUGCCUAAUGAUUUUACCAUCUGUCUGUCUCAAAUGGCCGUACCAUUAAUAUUACUUAUUUAAUUCCUUCCGCUCUGCUAUCUCGCAAUAUACUACACUUGGCCUUGGGCAAUGUCACAGCUCCAAGUUUGUGGGAUUUUUCAAGUUAGUACUAGCUAUUAUUAUUAUUAUUGCUGCUGCUGGUGGUGUUGAUGUUAUUGCCAAGUUGUUUUUGUUAUUGCUAUUGGUGUUUGGUUGCAUGUUUCUGCCAUUCUUGUUCAGUUAAUGUUAUUGUUGUGGUUGUUUUGUUGUAGCUAGUUGUUGUUGUUACUGCUGUUGCUUGUUGUUCUAGUUUUUAUUUCUAGUUGUUUUAGUUCGCUGUUACUGCUGUUGUUGUUAAUUGUAGUCAGCUGCAGUUGUUUUGUCGUUGUUAUUGUCGUAUUACUGAAUAGGGAGCUUUAGCAGCGUCUACGAGUACGAGUAAAAUCCCCUACAAAAUUGGCCCCUUCUAUGGGGAAUAAUACACGAAUUCAGUGCAAAUAAGUCAUGAAUAAGUGGGGUUAAAAUCGAGGCAGAUACUUAGUAUUAAUAGAUUAUUUGCACCAGGUACAAAUCAUGUUUGAAAAACAAAUAAAACUCAACAUUCUUUGUUUUUUAAAAAGUCGUCAUGAGGACUACGAGAUUUCUCCAAAAUUUCGUACUCAGAUGGGCGACAGCUAUGACUUUUUCGCGUCAUUAUGGGAUGGCGUAAGCAUACAGUGUGCGUUUCGCAUUGACAAAUCUCGUAGUCGCUGCUAAAGCUCUCUAUUGGUGAUGUUGCUGCAGUUGUUGUUAUUGUUGCUGCAGUUGUUGCUGUUGAUGUUGCUGCAGUUGUUGCUAUUGUUGCUGCAGUUGUUGCUAUUGUUGCUGCAGUUGUUGUUAUUGUUGCUGCAGUUGUUGCUAUGCUUGCUGCAGUUGUUGUUAGUGUGCGUUUCGCAUUGACAAAUCUCGUAGUCGCUGCUAAAGCUCUCUAUUGGUGAUGUUGCUGCAGUUGUUGUUAUUGUUGCUGCAGUUGUUGUUAUUGUUGCUGCAGUUGUUGCUGUUGUUGCUGCAGUUGUUGCUAUUGUUGCUGCAGUUGUUGCUGUUGUUGCUGCAGUUGUUGCUAUUGUUGCUGCAGUUGUUGCUAUUGUUGCUGCAGUUGUUGUUAUUGUUGCUGCAGUUGUUGCUAUUGUUGCUGCAGUUGUUGUUAUUGUUGCUGCAGUUGUUGCUAUUGUUGCUGCAGUUGUUGUUAUUGUUGCUGCAGUUGUGUUGCUGCAGUUGUUGCUAUUGUUGCUGCAGUUGUUGUUAUUGUUGCUGCAGUUGUUGUGUUUGCUAUCACUAUUUUAAAAUUUGUUACUGCAAUUGUUGUUAUUAUUACUGCAGUUGUUGUUGCUGUUGUUGCUGUUGCUCCUGUUGUUGUCGUCGUCGUUGUUGUUGCUGCUGUUGCUGUAGUUGUUUUUAUUGCUUUUAUUGCUUUUGUUUUCGUUCUGGCUGCUGCUUCUUAUUAUAGUCCAAAGCGAAUAAUUGACUUUGGUACCAGGUAUUGUAUUUGUAGCACGGAAAUCGAGCCUCGAGCACUCCCCUCUGUGUAUCGAGGGGGGGUGUCCUCGAGUUUCUUCCCAGACGAAAAACUAACCCUUAAAGGUGCUCUACAGUCCGUAUGUAAACAAAGCCUUUGUUUACAUUUUUGUGUCCAAAAAAUUGAGCUUUAUUCGACAACUAUUUAUAUUUUCAAGCUUCUAGAGUAUAAUAAAUGAUCAAGAAACAAUAAUCAGGCUUUUCAAGAACCCAAAACAUAGUUAAACUGUUUGUAUAAUAAAAAGUGGGCUCCUUUGUGCACAUGCGCAGAUCGGACUGUAGAUCACCUUUAAGCUAGCGAGUUGUCAAGCACCUGUAUGAUAAGCGUCUGCCUCUGGUGAUAAAUAAUCACACACAAUCGUUUAAAUUUCAGGUAUCUGGUUCAGCAUGCAUACAAUCAACCCUGGAACGGAAUCAAAAUACAAGAUCGUCCAAUGUGAGGAUCCUUCAUGCAAUAUUUGUACAUCUACGGUAUUUGAUGGAUAUGGAAUGCCUCCUUCACCACCAAGUCAGGGGAUAGUUGUGUACACAUGUAGUAAUCCCUCGUGUUCCCUGUGCGACGGUGAUUAUAGCCUUUUGUUAGAUAUUAUCCAUCCAACGCUGCCACCCGAAGAAGACUGGGCACUAAUGCAAGAACAGACAAACGGACACAUGACGUCAUCUUUAAAAAGAGACGAUAAAACGCAGGAAACAAAAAUUGAGAACACGAGGCUGGCUAAACGCAAGUUACCCAGUCACAUUGGACGUGGAGCCAAGCUGAGAAGACAAUCAAUAAAUAAUGAUGUGAUCAAUACAAGUGAUCAUGUAAUCAAUAAAAGUGAUCAUGAAAUCAAUAGAAGUGAAGAUCUAUACAAUAGUGUUGAUGAUAAUCAAUUGAUGAGCUUAGCAAUGGAACUUGAGCUCGAUAAAAUACAUUGUCUGCCUGAUCUGCGAAAGGAUUUAAUAACAGAACUUACAAUAUAAACUGUGUUAGAUAAAAGAUAGUAUUCAUAAUCGACUUUACAACUGGAUUCCACGGGGAUCUUCACUUCAUUGUACAUAAUAAUAUAUCGCACGCGUCUGUAAACACACUUUCUCGCUUAGCCGAGAAUAGAACCUAGGAUUUAAAUUUCAAAUUUACGGAUUAUAUGGUGGGUAAACUUAUGUAUACAGAUUUGAAAUUGCUCUCAAUUUCGCAAAACAGCUACUAGUAUCCAGUUUUUGAUAUAUAUGACUUCUUUGGGUACUUAUAAUGUAGAAUAAGGAAAAAAUUCUCGAACUCAAAUUUUGUAAACCAAGGGUGUGUGUCUUUUUCAACAGAUUAAAAAUGGCUUGCGCACGCGAUUUAAAAGCUUCAAUCGUAUUUUGAGUUAAUGGGUGAAAAAUGUGUUGGGUGUUUAAUUGCUGCCUGAAAUUUGCUUCAGUUUAAGCCCUUUAACUAUUCACGCAAACUUACAUUUUUCCUAAAAAAUCAGCCCUUUGCAUGCUUAAUUAAUGCCUUUGCCUAAUUUGCAUAUGUCAGCAAUAUGCAAAUUAGGUAAAGGCAUUAAUUAAGCAUGCGAAAGAUUGAUUUUUUUAGGAAAAAAUGAAUAGUUACCUUAAACUAAAGCAAAUUGUCUGUAAUUUUGUACAGUAAUUAAAAACCCAACAAAUUUUCCAUCCAUUAACUAAAAUACAAAAAUCUUUAAAUUUCGUGUGCAAGCCAUUUUUAGUUUGUUGGAAAGAAACACUCCCCUGGUUUACACAAUUUGUGUUUACAUUAUGGGUACUCAAGGAAUCUAUAUAUAACAAAAACUUAAUACCAUGAGCUGUUUUGCGAAAUUGAGAAAAAUUUCACUGAAUCUGUUCAGUUUUUUUAUAUUCCCUGUAUAUUUAAAUGAUUUAUCUACACAAGACAUAACCUGUAUAAAUGAUGGGACCGAAUUGAACCUGUACAUAUUUGGCACAAUAAUUGUUUAAUUAAUUAAAUUUAUCACAUUUGUACAUAUAGAAAUGAAUGUAAAUAUUGCAAUUAUAUAAAUAUAACCAUGGUAAAUAUAUAACAAGCAGGCA